GGACACUCAUAAUGAAUACCAUGGACGACCGCCCACAGGCUUUUAAUAGUCAACGGCGCGAGCAGCGCCACACUGACGAUGGAUCGACAAACACGUUUCUCCCCACCUCCACCUCCUCAGGCAACUUCUUAUUGCCCGAUGCUCAUGGCCAAUUCACGUUUUCUGCUGAACCGACUUCGAUGAUCGACUAUAGCUCCAUGACAGCACCCACUGGACAGGAAACCGUCUUCACUCCGAAUACUGCAUCCUCCUUCGACUCUUCCUUGCACCCUGAUGUUAUCAACCAGACAUACCCUCCUGCCCAUGUGUACAUGCAGACGAACCAUUAUAGUCUUUCUCCACACAGCAGAAACGGUCAGAGCAUUUCGCCUUCCCACUCCGUGGACCAUCUCAGCCCUGAGACUGGGUACAUGAGCGACCCAAGCUAUCAGGAUCUAAGCAACUAUGCGACUCCUACGUUCAACGGCCAGUUCCUCGACGAGUCUUUCCAGCAGCUGAAUUUUGCGGACCGCGUCGGAUCUCAAGCUUUCCCUCCAUACCAAGGAGAAGUCGACAUGGCUAUGUUGGCUCGUAAUACCUUGGCCACCUACAACGCUCAAGCGCCUACUAUUCCGAGCAACGCACGGUUAGAUUCUCACUCCCAACUUUUGUCGCCCUGUCCAACCAACAACCCUAGUCCUGUUGUCACAGACGAAAUGUCGAGAAAUGCAAACUUCUCUAACGUCCAGUAUACGGGUCUCGAGUACAACAGUUCUUCCACCCCACCCAGUCGAACUGCACUACCGCAACACUCGACACCGAUCAAACAACAGAAACAACAGCAGCAGCAACCAAGUCCAGCUUUGACGAACAGCCCCAGCAACUUAUCGCUUGCCAAUCCCCAACCCCGUGCAACUCAUCUGACCAGCCCCAUCGUUCGUGUAGAAAACUAUGGCGGCCGAGACUCCCCUUCCCACUCCGAUAUUAGCAGACCUAUGAGCAAGCGCAGUCAUGGUAGUCGCCGCUCGGGUAAUCACCUCUCUCCUUUCCCCAACGACGAGUCCUCGGAUGAUGGUGGUGAUGAUGACGAUAUGCAACGUCCAGUGCGAGUCCAGCCUGUUGUUCGAAGUGCUCAGCGCAAUGACGAUGGAUCAUGGAUAAUCAGCCGUGCGUCUGGUCAAGCAGGGCUCACACCAGAAGACCGUGAUGCAAUAGGCGAUGCAUGGAUUCCCAGCCUCGACGAAAGCGCCGAUCAUAGAAAAAAGGAAGAGAAAAAGCUUGACGUCCAUGAUUGGCUUUCCAAGAGCGAGGUUGGUAGUGAAGCAGGGGACGGAGGCUCGUCAACAAAUCUGCUGAAACCAUUCACCACUCGAAGAAGAGCAAAAAGCACGAACGAUGCUCAUGGCCGUCAAGCCAUGGGGCCUGGUUAUGGACUUGGCGUGCGCACUGAUUUCGAUCGAUUUGACGACUCUAACAUUCCCGGUCCCGGACUUUACAUAGACGAACGCAGUGAGAAUGAUGAUGAGAGCGAUGAAGAGGAAGAAGUACCCGAAUCACCGCCAGCCGAAGUCAGUGUUGUUGCAAACCAGGUCGAUAACGAGGCGUCGUACUUUCCACCUAUCCAGCAUGGUGGCUUGCUAGGUGCUAUUGUCCGCCCAUGGGUGGACGUGCCUUCACAACCCGCAACAUCAACGACACGUUAUCAACCUCCCACUUCGAGUGCUGCAAUGAUGCGAUUCCGUAUCCGAGCCAAAGACGUAGAGUCCGCAUCGCUCGCGGCCACCGUUGGGUCGCGGCGUCUCAGCGAGUCUGACCUGGGCAGCAUUAGAGCUGCCCCAGGCGUAAUCAAGGCCAUUGAACCUGACCUCAAAAAGCAAAAGGACAGACAGAGACGUCCGAGCUUUUUAGAGAACAUUCUCCCAACGCGUAAACCUACCAACCUGUUGAAACGCAAAGGCAGCAUCCCUGUCCAGCCACAAUCGCAAGAAAAUGUGGCCGAGAAGCCCAAAGAGCCUGUGAUGGAAAAACCAAAGCGGAUGGGAAGCUGGGGCCGGCCGAAAUCACCACGCUUGGAUACCACUGUGGCAAUACAUACCCGGGACAUCGGACCUCCCAGUUCUACAGGAUUGACACCGAACACUGGAACUUGGUACCAAGGAGCUAAAAAUGCAAUCAGACGGAGCAGGAGCCGAAGCGAUAUAGGCAAAUCUCCUGGGCUAGCUGAGCUUAUGACUCAGCAUGGAGGGCCUCCGAUGCCGAUGUUGGCUUCACCACUCGCAGAGACAGAAGCCACCAAACUAUCAGCCCAGCAAAGUCCGACUGGAGAUGACGAUGAAGACGAUGUUCAAGACGUUAUCACUAUGAAUCUGGAGGUUCGAUCCGAUCCUAUCAUCCCAACGCCGGAAGGUUUCAAGACGCAUGCCAGGCAACUCAACCCGCGGCUGACGGACUACAUGGUAGAACGAAUCACCCAAGAACAGGUUAGACGCUACAAACGCCUACUGGAGUUCAAGGUUAAGCAUCGCAUUGCAGUCGAAAAUGGGAAUUGUUCAUCCAGCAGCUCUUCUCACAAUUUUUGCACGGAGCUGGGUGGAGACUCUAAACAAUUGACACCGAAAGCGGGGAAUAAGGACAGUGAAGCACCGUUCCUUGGCUUCCAAGUUACAGCACCAGGAUCCGAUGACGACGAUGGCGAAACUCCAGCAGAGGGAACGCUCGCCGCAGCCGGGUUCCCCUCUGGCGUUCCCUUACCCCCAGUCAAGCGUCUACCUGCCGAAUUCGAGUGUCCGCUCUGUUUCAAAGUCAAGAAGUUUUACAAACCGUCUGACUGGACAAAGCAUGUUCACGAGGAUGUACAACCGUUCACUUGCACUUUUCCCAAUUGUGGAGAGCCCAAAUCCUUCAAGCGUAAAGCCGACUGGGUCAGGCAUGAGAAUGAGCGUCAUCGCCAAUUGGAACACUGGACAUGUCAGAUUGCUGAUUGCAAUCACACCUGCUACCGGAAGGACAAUUUCGUGCAGCAUCUCGUGCGAGAGCAUAAAAUCGCAGAACCGCGACAGCGGACCGGUAAGGGCGCAGCCAAAGACGCGCCCGGGAACGCGGAUUCAGAUGACAUCUGGGGACUUGUAGCUCGGUGCCGCCGUGACACGACAAAGCAACCUAAAGAUGAACCGUGCCGAUUUUGUGGAAAUAUCUGCACUAGUUGGAAGAAACUGACCGUUCAUCUCGCAAAGCACAUGGAGCAGAUAAGCAUGCCAAUUCUGCCACUUGUCGACCAGAAACAGAUCAGUGCCGACACCGUUAUUAGCCCUGUCGUUGAGAUUCCAGAAUCUCGCAAGCUUUCGGUCACGCCGAACCGAUCGCCCGUGGACAACCCAUCUCGCUAUAACCCGAACUCCACCCUGGCGCCCGGAAUUGACCCGUCGUAUGGACAAUAUCCUUCCGAUUCGCCAGGUGCAGCAUCAAGUGUGAUGCACACAUAUCCGCCCCCACAGAUUGUGCCCUACAAGAACCCACAAGAGCAAGUGCCAAGUAGCAACUAUGCGAGUUAUGCUCUGCAAAAUCCCCACAACUAUUCUGGAAGGACAUAUCCCGGGCUACAGGAGCCCUCAAAAGGCCGGGGUGCAUAUGUCAACAAUCUCCAGAUUCCGAACCAGCAAUACAUGAAUGGCAACCUGCAGAAUGGAGGCAACCGAUUCCCCAUGACACCUGUGUCGGCGAUCGGGCAGCAAGCGCCCAUGUUCAAUACUUCUCCAGUUGACACGGCCACCUUUUCGACAGACACGAUGGCGUCGCAGUACUUCACGCAAGAGCCGCAGAGCAUGGGCUCUAACGGCAUGACUGACAUGAGCGGGUUCGAUACAACGAACCCCAUACAGUAUCAGCAGCCUGCUACGUAUCCAGACAUGGCAUACAUGACUGCGCCGCAGCGAAACUAUCAGUAUCAGGCACAGUAAGCUGACGAUGCGUUACGCAUGGGUGCUGCGUUGCGUUGUGCAACAGUGAGAAAUGUAGUUGCACUCGUUUAGUUUUGGAUUUCGGUUUAUUUUUCGCUCCGUUUCGCUUCUAGAUAUCCCCAUGGUAUUUGGAGUUCUCCUCAGUAGAGGCUAUCGGUGUUGGUGGGCUUUCUUGUUCGCGGACGGCGAGGAUGGUACACGCUUGAUUUUGACGAUAGUGAUGAAGGCCAUGCGUGGACGCAUUUUAGGCGUUCUUACUUUCGCUAUGAAAUUUCGUUCUUGUUGUUCCCUAGCAUCUGCGGGUACCGAGCAACUGUAUGUUCAGAAUCGAAGUUU
Messenger RNA from Paraphaeosphaeria sporulosa, 4271 nucleotides. RefSeq lists its product as uncharacterized. Lineage: Eukaryota; Fungi; Ascomycota; Dothideomycetes; Pleosporales; Didymosphaeriaceae. The record is from RefSeq and is a predicted model, not a curated record. The transcript has 2 exons. Bases 12 to 3935 code for a protein of 1307 amino acids.